Nilaparvata lugens (brown planthopper) is the source of this 3649-nucleotide messenger RNA. RefSeq names its product WD repeat-containing protein 55 homolog. The transcript is spliced from 10 exons. The record is from RefSeq and is a predicted model, not a curated record. The coding region runs from base 176 to 1708 and encodes 510 amino acids. NCBI's taxonomy places the organism in Eukaryota, Metazoa, Arthropoda, Insecta, Hemiptera, Delphacidae. Gene Ontology annotation, molecular function: protein binding.
AUAUGAUUCGUCUUGAUUCGUGUUUACGGCAAAAUCGGUGAAGAUGAAUGGAUGAAUAUUCAUUUUUUAUUUAAAUAGAGAUCAAAUUUCCAAUUCAUUCUUAUAAUUCCAAUAGUAUUAUUGUAAAGACUUAUUUCAUUUUUACGUCCAGUUGAAUUAUCAUUCCUUAUCAACAAUGUGCAACAUAAAACCUUCAGAUUCCGAGGAAGAUAUUUUGGAGGUAGUGGAGCCAACGGAAUCAGAUGAAAGUGAUGCAAGCACUUCAAUUGAAGAUUAUUAUGAAGAAGCUAAUGAAGAGGAAGAGGAAGAGGAUGAAGAAGAAGCAGGUAGUUCGGACGCCGAUCAAGGCGCUAAUGGUGGUAAUGAGUCGUUCACAGAUUGCAUGAAGAAUCACAUGAGUAGCAGCAGUCGGCCACCACAGAUUGGGUGCGAAGGCCAAAUCGCAGACAUCAGCUUUCAUCCGCAGACCAACGCUUUGGCCGCUGCUGGCAUAUCGGGCGAUCUGGUUAUCUACAAAUACGACUUGACGGAAAACGUGACUCAGCGCACGAUAGAGGUGCACACCGGUGCCUGCCGGGCCGUAGAGUACUCGUUGGACGGAGCACUUCUCUUCACCGCCUCCAAGGACAAGUCCAUUGUGGUCUCGGACAGCGAGACGGGACAGUUCCGGCAUGUCUUCGAUAAGGCCCACAGUGCGGGCCUGUACAGUUUAUCAAUAAUCAGUGAACAUCUGUUUGCGACAGGAGACGAGGAUGGUGCUGUUAAAUUAUGGGACAUAAGGCAUAAACAGCCUGUUCUCUCUGUCCAUAAAGUGAAAGACUACAUCAGCAGCAUUGUAACGAAUGACUCGAAACGAUAUCUGGCGUGCACCACGGGAGAGGGAACUGUUGUAUCUAUCAAUAUUGUCGCCAAAAAGUUUCACGUAGAGUCGGAGCCAUACGAAUCGGAGCUGACCUGUGCAGGUCUCUACAAGGACGAGGCGAAGCUGGUGUGUGGCACGGCUACGGGCAAACUGCUCGUCUACAACUGGGGGGAGUUUGGAUUACACCUGGACGAGUUCCCCGGACCCAAGAAGAAGAGCAUCAACUGCCAGGUGGCCAUAAACGACAAUGUCAUGGUCACUGGAUGGGAGGACGGCAAGAUCAGUUGUGAUCAACAUGGAAGAGAUACUGUUGUGGUCCCUUUAGUGUUCUAUACUGUUUUGAGUAACCAAUUGCAUGUUUGUUUGUUUUAUCAGUCGGAGCCAUACGAAUCGGAGCUGACCUGUGCAGGUCUCUACAAGGACGAGGCGAAGCUGGUGUGUGGCACGGCUACGGGCAAACUGCUCGUCUACAACUGGGGGGAGUUUGGAUUACACCUGGACGAGUUCCCCGGACCCAAGAAGAAGAGCAUCAACUGCCAGGUGGCCAUAAACGACAAUGUCAUGGUCACUGGAUGGGAGGACGGCAAGAUCAGGGCGACCCACAUCCACCCCAACAAGCAGCUGGGAGUGAUAGGCCAGCACCAGCUGUCAGUUGACUCACUCGACAUAUCGCACGACGGUUCCUACAUUGCCUCCUGUUCGCUCGACGAGAAAAUAUCGUUUUGGCCUAUCGACUUUUUUAACAAUAUCGAUCUCAACGUUGGUAUCGACAAGAACACCAACCUGCCAUCAUCACAGGUCACCGACCACAAGACUUUCUUCGCCGAUCUCGCCUCCGAUUCAUAGAUUUAUCGAUCAUUUCAGAGCAGUAGAACUCGAUUGUCCGAUUCGAUAGUCGAUGUUUGGGUAUAGAUCAUUUUCAAUUCCCGAAUCCAUACUUGACACAUCAAUGUUUGUCGAUUUACUGUUCACCUCAAUAGUCGAUGUUUGAUUAUGGAUCAUUUUUAUUGGUAGUAUCAAUACUUCGACACAUAGAUGUUCCAAAAAUUGCUUAAUCGAUACUUGACGAAUCGAUGUUAGUCUUUCGAUAAUUUUUCAUUUUCGAAAUCUAUACUCUUAAUACAUCGACAACUUUAAUUUUACGUCUUUACAUGAUAAGAUUGAUGUUUCUCUUUCAACUUCCAAUCUCCGAAGAAAUACUUUGUAAUAUUGAUACAUCGAUGUUUGUUUAUCGAUAUUAUAGUCUAAAUAAAUACUUGAUAUAUCGAUGUCGGAUUAUCGAUAAAUUUGAUUCUUGGAGUCGUUACAAAACAGGUUUUAUAGGUAACUUUUAAUAUUCAAUUAGAUACUUGAUACAUCGAUGUUUAGUUGUCGAUAAUGUGUAGUAUUGAGAAUUAUUUAAGUUUAAGUUGGGUGAAGUUUGAAGGACAGAAACAGUAUUUUCAUUCGACAGUCUGUUUCUAUUGACAGAAGACAGAAACAUCACUCAAUUAGAUAUUAUUUGUAAUUUAAUGAUAUUUCUUGAUUAAUAAUUUCUCUAUUAUCAAAAUACUAGAUCUUGACAACGGUAGAUUAGGCCUACAGAUCAUUGUAUUAAUUAGGUAGUUCAUAACUGCAGCAUUCAGAUGAAUUUCGACCAACUUUAUUGGAGGAGCUCUGUUGAGAAGUCUACCAAAGACUGUAGAGCUAGCAAAAGAAAUAAAAAUACUGAAUAAUAGUUAAUUUUAUUCUAAUCUAUGUCUUAUUAAGGGGAGAAGAGCCAAAUAUGGCUAGAACAAAUGAAAAAAUGUUGAAGAUGACAAUGUAUCUCAAUAAUUUAUUUUAUUAUGAUACUGAAAUAUAUGAAAAAAAACGAUUUUGUUUUGAAAGUAAUAAUGACAAUGUAAAGAUAAUAACAAUGGAAGUAAAGAUGACAAUGUAUUUCGAUGAUUUAUUUUAUUAUGAUACUGAAAUAUGGGAAACGAUUUUAUUUUGAAAGUAAUAAUGAUAAAAAAACAUGCUCGAUGGCGAUAUUUUAAAAAUAACUUUGACAUGAGUGUAUUCACUUUCAUACAUUUAUUGAUGAAUAUUUAGAGACCAUACAUGAUAAACUGUACUCAUUGUGCUCAUUUUAGUUUUAUUAAUUUACUAUUAAACCCAAUAUUAAAAAUAAUUAUUGAAUCGACAUAAGACUGUACUGCAGUUAGUUCUUCAUUCAGUACUGAUAUCUUACAUAUUGACAUAAUAUAUUAAACUUUUUACAAUAGAUUCUAAACCUAGACUAAACUCCAUACAUUUUAAUGUGUUUGAUAAUUAUUAUCAUAAAUCAUCCUUUUUGCUUAUUAAUUAUAACAAUGUAGAUACGUCGUUAUUUAUUAACAAAAAUACACUGACUAAUUUAUUAGGAUAACCUGAACAAGAACGUAGAAUAGAUUGAGAUAUUGACAAAAUAAAUGUGUCAAAAUUAACUUGAAAUGAAUUAUUGAGAUAUUGACUAGAGAAAUUUGUCAAAACAAAUGUGAUGAAAUCAACCAUAAGUUGAAAUGAUUUUAUAGCAUGCUAAAAACACGAGGUACCUUUGUUAAAUACUGUCACCACAUUUGGGGUUACCCAAUAAAGAUAGAAGAUAUUUAGAUUUAAAAUUAGAAAUGUGAAGAUUCGGAUUAUCGUAGUUCUACUGCUGAGGCUCUAUUCUCAACCUGUAACCAAUAUCGCAAUAUGUUCAAUAAUACGUGUACCUUUGUAAUGGAUGUAUCAUAAUUAUAAUAUACGAACCAAAUUAUAAUUUCAAUAAUUUUGUUAGAACAA